Molecule: messenger RNA, 2388 nt
Organism: Linderina pennispora
Lineage: Eukaryota; Fungi; Kickxellomycota; Kickxellomycetes; Kickxellales; Kickxellaceae
Product: long-chain-fatty-acid-CoA ligase 1
Exons: 6
Coding region: 1-2388 (795 amino acids)
Biological process (GO): long-chain fatty acid metabolic process; long-chain fatty-acyl-CoA metabolic process; endoplasmic reticulum to Golgi vesicle-mediated transport
Cellular component (GO): plasma membrane; lipid droplet; endoplasmic reticulum
Molecular function (GO): COPII receptor activity; long-chain fatty acid-CoA ligase activity
Source: RefSeq, a predicted model, not a curated record
AUGAUUCUAGGAUUAUUAGCAACGCUCGGCUGGGCUCUGGGCCUGGUGCUGCUGGUGUUUUCGUGGGCUGAAGAGAGCCCCCGGCAGACGCGCAAAGCAAUCCAGGUCUCGGUGUACAUCGUCGACGCCCUGCACGCACUGACACUUGUCGACGGCAUCAGCUGGUGGCGGGUCCUGGUAUCGCUGGCCAUCAACCACGUCUACACGCUCAACCUCCAGACGUUCCCGCUCGUCAACCUGGCCAGCCCGGGCUUUUUGGGGAGCUGCAUACUGGCCAUCGCUAACCAUUUCAUGUGGUUCUUUUACUUCAUCGGGCAUUUGGGGUUCCCGUUCGGCCAGGUAUGCGCUUUCAUGUUCUUCUGCGUCUGGAUGGUACCCAUCAGCCUGUUCAUCUCGCUCAUGCCUGUCGAGUCCUCGCUCCCCAACACGCAGGACAGCAAAAAGACCCGCCAGAACAUGUUCAAGGCCGUCUUCCAGCGACUCAGGCCGGCCAAUGGCCUUAUCGACUGUGCAGAGCCCGGAGUCAAGAACAUCUACGAUGGCCUGCUGCACGGCCUCAAGGUGCGCCCGGACACCAACGCCAUGGGCAAGCGUGACGUGGUGAAGCACAAGGUCAACGGCGAGAUGACCUCGGUUACCAAAAAGUGGAGCUACUUCAAGCUCAGCGACUACAAGUGGAUGACAUACCGCCAGAUCGCCGAUUACACCAAGACCCUCGGCUCCGGCUUUCUGCAGCUUGGGCUCAAGUCUGCCAGCCGUGUUGUUGUCUACGCCCCAACCUCGCGCGAGUGGCAGCUGUGCGCGCUCAGCACGUUCUCGCAGUCGAUGCAGAUUGUCACUGCCUACGACACCCUGGGCGAGGAGGGCGUCCUGCACGCCAUGAACGAGUCUGAGGCCGACCUGAUCUUCCUCAAGGCCGACCAGAUGCCCAUCCUGGCCCGCAUCAUGGAUCGCGUCGAAACCGUCAAGCACGAGGCCAUCGAGAAGGCCAAGGCCAAGUUUGAGGUCAAGUCGCUCGAAGACGUCUAUCAGCUCGGCGCCGACAAUCUCGCCGAGCUCAACCUGGCGGAUCCGGACGAGAUUGCCAUGGUCAUGUACACCAGCGGGAGCACGGGCAAGCCCAAGGGCGUUCUGAUCUCCCAUGCUAACGUCAUGUCCGUUGCCGGCGGAAUCCACCAGUUCAUCCCGCCCUACCUUGAAUAUGGCAAGGACGUCAUUCUGUCGUACCUGCCGCUGUCGCACGUGCUGGCCUUCUUCGUCGACAUGUACUGUCUGUAUUCGGGACUUGGCAUUGGAUACGGCACCCCACGCACCCUCACUGACGACAGCGUCCGCGAAUGUCUCGGUGAUAUCAAGGCGCUGCGGCCAAUGGUCAUGCUCGGCGUCCCCCAGGUCUGGAACACCAUCCGUGCUGGCAUGCUGAAGCAGGUCGACCGCAGCAGCUCGCUGAUCCGCAAGCUGUUCUACGGAUCGGUUGGCCUCAAAAACAAGCUGCGCGACCACCACCUGCCCCACAACUUCCUUGACGACAUUGUCUUCAAGAAGACGCGCGAGGCCACCGGCGGCCGCUUGAAGUUUGUUAUCACGGGCGGCGCCCCGAUCAACAAGAACGUGCAGCGCCUGAUGACCGCUGCCCUGUGCCCAAUGAUCCAGGGCUAUGGCAUGACCGAGAUGAGCGGCCUGGUGUCGGUGCAGCUGCCAUCCGACACUACCCUCGGCAACGUCGGCCCCCCAAGCCCUUCUGUCGAGUGCAAGCUUGUCGACGUGCCUGAGGCAAAGUACUUUGCCAAGAACAACCAGGGCGAGGUCUGGCUGCGUGGGCCGUCGGUCUUCAAGGGCUACCUGCACAACGACAAGGAGACCAAGGAGACCAUCACCGAGGACGGCUGGGUCAAGACCGGCGAUAUUGGUGAGUGGACCGAGCGCGGCGAGCUGACCAUCAUCGACCGCAAGAAGAACCUUGUCAAGCUGGUCACCGGCGAGUACAUUGCGCUGGAAGCCCUCGAGGCCACAUACAAGAACUCGCUGUUUGUCAACAACAUCUGCGUCUACGCUGACUCGCACAUGGGCCAGCCGUGCGCUCUUGUCAACAUCGACGGCAACCUGAUUGCCCAGAUGGCCGACGACAACAACAUUCCAUACCAGAACCCCUCGGAGCUCGCCACCAGUAAGCAGUUUAUUGCCGCUGUGCUGUCUGAUCUGCAGAGCGUCGCCAAGCACAACCACCUGGCCAAGCAGGAGACCCUUGCUGCUGUCAGCAUCGAUGCCGAGCUGUGGACCCCUGAGAACGGCAUGCUGACUGCUGCCUCCAAACUCAAGCGCACGGAUAUCGUCCGCCACAACCAGGAGAACAUUGAUGCCAUGGUGGCCAAGCUUACUGUUGACUAA